This is a messenger RNA of Cokeromyces recurvatus, 1485 nucleotides long. RefSeq lists its product as uncharacterized. The coding region runs from base 282 to 1478 and encodes 398 amino acids. The record is from RefSeq and is a predicted model, not a curated record. The transcript is spliced from 7 exons. NCBI's taxonomy places the organism in Eukaryota, Fungi, Mucoromycota, Mucoromycetes, Mucorales, Mucoraceae.
AUUCCAUAAAAUUUUCUUCCUCUUCACAAUGUCAUACUUAGAAAAAACUGUCUAUAAUUACUGGAAUUUUGAAGAAGCCAUUGAGGCCAAGCGUGCUGAAAAAGGAAUUUGCUCUUUGGAGAGUGCGUUUGAUGCAUUAAAAAGUGAGUUAGAUUUUUACACUAAUGACAAAGCGAGCAAAUGGAAACAAGAUUGGAAAACUAUGAAAAAAAACUAUCUUGCUCAAAUACCACCACACAUGACUGAGUCGUGUCGAACCUCAUCGUCAGAACCUUCAAAUUAUGCAACGCUCCAUUAAUAAUUCUGUGAACAGCUUCAAAGGCAUAAUAUACACUUCUCCAGUACUUCAAUCUUCGCGUAAGAAGUCAACCCAGCGUCAAAAUAAUGAUAAGCAAUCGUUCGAUGUGAAUUAUAAGCGUGUUCUUCCUGCAGAUAGUCUUGCUAUUGACGGAAAAGUAGUUUUAGAAAAGUGGGUAGAAUAUCAAGUUCUGGUUGCCAAAAAAUAUCGUCAAACCAGUUUACUGGUAGAAACAGACGCACAAGAUAUCCUAGCAUUAGACAAUAUUAUGCUUUUAAAGAAAGACCAGAUAAGCGAAGAUAUGAAAAAUGUUUUAGAAGCUGAUAUGAUUCAAAGCUUGACAAAACACGUCCAAAUAAAAUAUAACAUUGAGAGUGAAACACUUGAUGUAAAUUUGGAAAGAGAGUUGAAAUUGAUUGCAAAGGAUUUUAACGAAAGAAAAAUUGGAUCAAGACAAGCUUCUAAACGUAUUAUGUUGUCAACUUCAGAAAACGUUGAUACUGCUGUCGAUUCCAUUUUGAUUGGUCUAAGAAACCUUACGGAAAGAAUACCAAUAACAAAAUUUACUGGAAAAAUCCAAGAAAGAACAUUGUGUGGAACUUACGUUGAUUCUAUUUUUCGCACUAUCAUUGAAGAUCCUGAUUCAGGAAAGCAAUCUUCAUGGUGUGAUAUUCAGAUAAACAGUUCAACUCAAAGACCAGACUUUGUAGGAAGAAUAUUGAACAAUGUUGUUUGGAAUGGCCCUGUUACUGUGGAUAAAGUAAAGGGAGAAGAUACAAAAGACGAUAUAUAUGCGAGUCUUUUGGACUUAAUUAGAAUUGGUCGAUUUUCUAAACAAUCCAUUGACAACAAUUUCUAUGAAGGAGUGAUUGGUGUUCAUGCUGUUGGCUUGAUUGUGACAGUUUACUAUACUUGUUUGCUUGACUCUGGACUUUAUGUAAUGAUUGAAAUUUGUAGCAUAAGUAUGCCUAGAGAUGCUAUUCAACUCAGAGCAUAUGUUGCCACUUGUGAAGACCUUUUAUCUGUUCACCAUUUAUACAAGAAUCAUUGUAGAUUAGCAAAUGAUAUUCCUAAUUUAAAGGCAAACAUGCGUGCAGGUAUGAAUGAGGAGAUGUUUAGAGAUCUUAUUAGCAGCACAAAAAAUAGAAAGCGACUUUGUCCAUUCACAGUCAAUCAAUAACUUGUGU